This is a messenger RNA of Athene cunicularia (burrowing owl), 2360 nucleotides long. RefSeq names its product RUN and SH3 domain containing 1 (gene RUSC1). Gene Ontology annotation, molecular function: protein binding. The record is from RefSeq and is a predicted model, not a curated record. Gene Ontology annotation, cellular component: cytoplasmic vesicle. Lineage: Eukaryota; Metazoa; Chordata; Aves; Strigiformes; Strigidae.
AUGGGAUGGGCGUGGGCAUCCACGGGGCAACCAGCCGGCCAGAGCGGCCGCAGCCAGCGCUCGCAUCCCUGUGCCGUUAAGCCAAGGAUUCCUCUUGAUUUUAAGCCCAGGAUAACUCAACAAUUUGAAGCCAAGGAUUCCUCAGGGGUGCUGCCUUUCCUCUCCCUCUCCCCUCCUCGUGCCGCCCUGCUGCAGGCCCAGCUGGGGGACAGCCGGCUCAGCCCUGACGUGGGUUACCUGCUGCUGCACACCCUCUGCCCUGCGCUCUAUGCCUUGGUGGAGGACGGGCUGAAGCCCUUCCAGAAGGAUGUUAUCACAGGCCAGAGGAAAAAUUCCCCCUGGAGCGUGGUGGAAGCCUCCGUGAAGACAGGCCCCAACACCCGCUCGCUCCACUCCCUGUGCUGGCACGUGGCCGGGCUGGCCCCUCUCAGCAGCACCAGACAGAAGUUUCACGCCUUUAUCCUCGGCCUUUUGAACAUUAAGCAGCUGGAGCUGUGGAUCUCUCAGCUGCAGAAGAGCCCAGGUGUCAUCUCUGUGCUGUACUCACCCACGGCCUUCUUUGCCCUGAGCCAAGGCCCUUUUCCUCACCUCGCCGAUGAACUGCUGCUGCAUCAGCCCCUCUCGGUGCUGACGUUCCACCUUGACCUGCUCUUUGAACACCACCACCUCUCCAUGGACGUAAGACCUUUGUCCCGUCGGCUGGAGUCACCCCUGUCUCCUGCCCGUCACUCUGCUCAGGCUCGGGGGGCUGUGCAGCCUGCUCGGGGGGGCCAAAGCGGCGCUGGAGGGGCCAGCCUGGAAGAGGAGAUCCCCGAUGCGCUGGGGCGGGCAGCCAGUGCUGAGGGCAGCACAAGGUCCCAGGCCCAAGCUGCUGCGCGUGGGCUGGUCCCUGCUCCCCAGGUGGGGGCUGCCCUGCAGCAGACCCUCCAGCAUGUGCUGCGAUGGGGCGACCAGCUCAGUCGGGCUUUCCUGGGAGCUGAUGGCUCCCCGGAGACCCCCAGGUCUGAGGCAGGCCCUCAGGAUGCCGGGGCUGGCCUCAGUGGUUGGUGGGGCCAGCUGAGCCAGGCCUCCAGGAUUUAUGCUGCUCCUAGCAAGGAAAAGGUCCCCUUCAUCUGGUGGACAAAGCUGCGGACGGCUGCGGGGGAGUCCAGCCCUGGGCAGGCUGCUCGAUCUCAAACAUCCAUGAAUGAGCCUAGAGGCACGGAGCUGCAGCUUCUUCAGACCAAAGCUGUCCCUGAACUCCCCAGUCCAAAGGCCACUAGCAGUGCUGACACCUCUGGAACCUCUUCCCCUGAAGACCUCGUCCUGCUGGGAGCUGGAGCACCCACCAAGCCAGAUGAUCCCAUUGCUGGAGAAAAACUCCUGCCUGUUUCCCCAGAGCCUCGUCCGAAUGGGGAUCGGGCAGCACCUUCUGACCCAGAGGCGGGUGGUCCUCCUGGUCCUGACAAGGGCAGCUGGCUGGGCCGGCUCUUUGGAGCCACCAGCCCCUCUGCCAGGAGCUUCCCUCCCAAUCCUGACACCACCUCAGCCAAGUCCAGGAGACCUUCCAGCUGGCUGUCCCCCAGCGCGCGCGUCCUGGCCGCGGUGGUGAAGGGGCUGGCGUCCGAGAAGACGCGUGUGCCGGAACCCGAGAGGAAAGUGUCGGCCUCUCCCCAGAGCCACAGGGCAGUUCGGGCGCUGUGUGACCACCUGGGCACUGCUGACGGUCACCUGAGCUUCCAAAAAGGGGACAUCCUGCAGCUGCUCUCCACAGUGGAUGAAGACUGGAUCCGCUGCUGCCAUGGAAACAGCACUGGCCUAGUUCCUGUUGGUUACACGUCCCUAAUUUUGUGAGGAGGCGGGAGGAGACCUGAGGAAGCAGCUGAGCUUGCUGAAGCAGGUGCUGCCCCCUGGGAAGGACAAGGCGGGCUCCUGCCACGGCUUCACCACCUUCGGGGGUGGCAGCACUGCAGGGGACCCUGUCCCGGUGCCGUUGCUGCUGCUCGUUCGUGUGACGUUACCGUCUACCGUGGGUGCACCCCGUGAGCCACUGCUGCGCCUGGCCCCGCAGCCCUGCUGGCGUUUCACCGUGGCUGCCCUUUGGGAACUGCUCUGGCUUGUGUUUCUCAGCUGCUGCCCACGCCUGUGCCAGGGGAGGGAAGGCCCCUGGCCCCGAGCCCUACUCGCUCCUGUGUCGUCUCUGUGCUGUCAUGUCCUGCCACUGCUGCCACCAACACGUGCCCUGCUCUGCCCCGGGGCUGGGGGCCCAGGCCAGCCCCAGCUGCUGCUGCACAGUCCCAGCACUCUGUAAAUAGUUGUAACCACAGGAACGAGCUUAUUCCAAGGGGAAAAAGUUGGAAAUAAAGGUUGUGACUCAUGUG